AUGUCGCUCCCGAUUCUCACGUCCGCGCCAGGAAAAGUUAUCAUUUUUGGCGAACAUUCAGCUGUCUUCAACGAACCUGCAAUUGCAGCAAGCGUAAACUCUUUGAGAACGUACCUUUUGGUAACAGAGACGGAAGAUAGUGACAUUGUCGAACUGGAUUUCCCAGACAUUGGACUUGACCAUAAAUGGCACGCAAAAGAGCUGUCUCAGAUAGCUGCGCCCUCUAGAAUAGCUGCUAGCGAACACUCUAAAAACCUAAAUCCGGCAUUAAACGCUGCUUUGGAGCCACUUUUGAAGCCCCUGCAUGGAUCAUUGCAAUACCAUGCCGCGUAUUGCUUUUUGUAUUUGUAUUCGUGCUUGUGUGGCAGUCGAAGAGGUGUGAAAUUUAGCGUAAAAUCAAGCUCGCCCAUUGGCGCUGGUCUUGGAUCCAGUGCUUCUAUUUCCGUGUGCCUGGCACUUGCAGUCGGAAAAUUCGGUGGUCAUUUGAACUCGGAACCCGAAAAGUUGUCCAAACAGGAACUUGACUUCGUCAACGAAUGGUCAUUCAUUGGUGAAAAAUGCAUUCAUGGCACACCAUCUGGUAUAGACAACGCCGUGGCUACUUACGGAAAUGCGGUGCUUUUUCAACGACAACCAAACGCGGAAACCAAGUUGGAACAUAUUUUGAACUUCCCUCAAAUUCCCAUGAUUUUGACUAAUACCAAGAUUCCAAGGUCUACCAAAGUGCUGGUAGGGGGUGUACAAGAUUUAAUAACUAGGCAACCGGAAAUAAUAAGCCCGAUUUUGAAGGCCAUGGGUCAAUUGGCCUCACGCGGUGCCAAAAUUCUGGCUGAUUUGAACGAAUCCAAUUUAGCAGAUUUGUGCGAACUGGUACGAAUCAAUCACGGUCUUUUAACUUCAAUUGGUGCUUCACACCCAGGACUAGAGGUAAUCAAAAGCCUCAGUGACUCUAUGUCCAUCGGGUCUACGAAACUCACCGGUGCCGGUGGUGGCGGCUGCGCUUUCACUAUCUUAAACCAAGAUGCUUCGCUUAAAGAUAUUGAGAAAUUUAAGAACACGCUUGAAACGCAGUACAACUAUCAAACAUACACGACAGGACUUGGCGGACCCGGAUGUGUGUUUCUGCCAUCGGAAGAAAUCCAGCAAAACAUAAGCGUUAUCGAACCUCUGUUUAAAAAGUCCGCCAAUGUUUCUGAUCUUAACGCUGCUUUGCUGCCUGGAAUUUCCGGUUUGAAAUGGGUACAUUGA
Lachancea lanzarotensis is the source of this 1248-nucleotide messenger RNA. RefSeq names its product LALA0S01e04742g1_1 (gene ERG12). The coding region runs from base 1 to 1248 and encodes 415 amino acids. The transcript has a single exon. Gene Ontology annotation, molecular function: mevalonate kinase activity; ATP binding. Lineage: Eukaryota; Fungi; Ascomycota; Saccharomycetes; Saccharomycetales; Saccharomycetaceae. Gene Ontology annotation, biological process: isoprenoid biosynthetic process; ergosterol biosynthetic process. The record is from RefSeq and is a predicted model, not a curated record. Gene Ontology annotation, cellular component: cytoplasm.